This is a messenger RNA of Silurus meridionalis, 971 nucleotides long. It is a transcript of the gene mrpl40, whose product is annotated as mitochondrial ribosomal protein L40. The transcript has 5 exons. Gene Ontology annotation, cellular component: mitochondrial large ribosomal subunit; mitochondrial ribosome. The coding region runs from base 287 to 826 and encodes 179 amino acids. Lineage: Eukaryota; Metazoa; Chordata; Actinopteri; Siluriformes; Siluridae. The record is from RefSeq and is a predicted model, not a curated record.
CAUGCAUAUGCCAUUGUCUGCCGUUGUAAAAUGUCAGUGAACGUGUAGCGUGCAUUCUACUCUCACUAGUGUUUAUUCUUUAUUUUAUAAUUAUUAUUAUUAGUGCUGUUGAAGAUUAUAUAUCGAACGGCCAUGCAGAUAUUGACUAAACCGGUUUUAUCAACGAGAUUUAGCCUAACCCAAGCUCCUGUAGCUCAUAUUGAUGAAGAAUUUAAUGCUUGGAGGGUCUGGACUGUUUUAGCAACAAAAUGAGGACCAACACAAUAUUAGCUCUGUUCUAAGGUGCAUGCCUUUAGGCUCUGUCAGACACAACCACUGGAUCACCUCAGUGUUUUCCCUGAAGACUUCACUUCCUCUAAGGGCAGAGCCGAAGAAAAAGAAGAAAGUUGAUCCACGACGUGAGCUUAUGGUAAAAGAACGUCUGAAGAAAAAGGUGAAGAAGCUUGAGAAAAUCCCACCUGAGCUUAUUCCUAUAGAAGACUUUAUACCCCCAGCCAAGUGCUUUGAUGAGAUCAGAGUCCGGACCCCUCCCAAGUUGUCUUUUGAGGACAGUGAGCGAAGGGCACUUCUACUUAAAGAAUGGUCCAGAUACAAGAUCUCCCAGCACGAGGCAGAGAUGGCAGCUAUUGAAGAGGCUCUAAAGGCCCAGACACAAGCUUUAAAAGAGCUUCGGCUGGAAUCAGCACAGCUUUACAAAGCAGCAGUCAGUCCUGACAAUUGUCUUUUCCCUUUCCAGUGUCAUGGUCCCUGCUAUACACCACCUGUUCCAAAUCAAGAGGCCCCAGAUGGCAAAUAUAAUGAUAUUACAAGAGUGUACACACAAUGAUUAAACUUACUGACUGCUGCUUGUACCAAUGAAAAAUGUGUAAAUGAACUCUUGAACUUCUGUUUUGUCAUUUCUGUUGCUAUUUUUGAACUAAUUUUAUGACUAGAAUCGUGCAUUGUAUUAAAUGGAAACCUGUAUAAAGUUG